AAGACAUCAUCGAAACGUCAAAACACUGCAACCAAGAAAUGACAACAACAAAUUGAGGCAAAUGAAUGAAGAUUAGGUUUCCAUUCAUUGUCAUUGUCACUCGCUAAUCGCUUUCACUGCACCUCAUCAUCAUGCCGGUAAGCUGAGCCUAGACGCAGACGUCUAGCCGGAGCACCUGUUUUUAGGCAUACCACUCGACUCUAUUGGACCACAAUGCCGUUGUUGGGAACAUGUCAUUACUGCCCGUCAAAACUCAACAUCGAGGACCAGCACCGCCCUUCACUGCCCCAGCAACUGAUAUGGACAUUAUUGACGAAGCAUUAUACUAUUUUAAGGCAAAUGUGUUCUUCAGAACAUAUGAAAUCAAGAGUGAAUCCGAUAGAGUUUUAAUUUACCUUACACUAUACAUAACAGAGUGCUUAAAGAAGUUAUCGAAAUGCUCCAACAAACAGCAAGGCAUGCAGGAUAUGUAUGCUUUAGCAAUAUCACGAUUUGAUUUGCCUGGUGAAGCUGGAUUCCCUUUGAAUUCUGUGUAUUCAAAGCCCGCUAAUCCCAGUGAAGCUGAUCUUAUGAGGCAGUACCUUACCCAGUUACGCCAAGAAACAGGAAUGCGUGUUUGUGAGAAAGUAUUUGGCACAGAAGAUGGCAAGCCUUCAAAGUGGUGGCUGUGCUUUGGCAAAAAGAAGUUCAUGGACAAAUCACUCAGUGGACCAGGUCAAUAGACCAAUGUAUUUGAUCAUCGAAGGAAUUUGUAAGUUUGUUUCUUAUUUUUAUUAUUUUGCUGAAUAAUUUCAGAUCACAUUAUUAACUUUUUUGUUAUAUAAAAAUGUAAACUACAUGCAGUUUUUUUAACUAUGUAUAAAAAUGGUGAGCUCAAUGAUGAGCAUCAUAUUAAAAUAUCUAAGAGCCAUA
Messenger RNA from Thrips palmi, 912 nucleotides. Its product is annotated as actin-related protein 2/3 complex subunit 3-like. NCBI's taxonomy places the organism in Eukaryota, Metazoa, Arthropoda, Insecta, Thysanoptera, Thripidae. Gene Ontology annotation, cellular component: Arp2/3 protein complex; cytoskeleton. Gene Ontology annotation, biological process: regulation of actin filament polymerization; Arp2/3 complex-mediated actin nucleation. The coding region runs from base 231 to 722 and encodes 163 amino acids. Gene Ontology annotation, molecular function: actin filament binding. The record is from RefSeq and is a predicted model, not a curated record. The transcript has 4 exons.